This is a messenger RNA of Blastomyces gilchristii SLH14081, 2864 nucleotides long. Its product is annotated as transcriptional activator SPT8. Gene Ontology annotation, biological process: regulation of transcription by RNA polymerase II; chromatin organization. Gene Ontology annotation, molecular function: transcription coregulator activity; TBP-class protein binding. The transcript is spliced from 3 exons. NCBI's taxonomy places the organism in Eukaryota, Fungi, Ascomycota, Eurotiomycetes, Onygenales, Ajellomycetaceae. The record is from RefSeq and is a predicted model, not a curated record. Gene Ontology annotation, cellular component: SAGA complex. The coding region runs from base 222 to 2108 and encodes 628 amino acids.
CUUAGACGUUAUAGUAUGAUCCAAAACGCAUUUAUGCUGCUAGAACUACUACAGCUUUUUAUUGCGUUUCAGUAUACGAAUAAUUUUGUCAAUAGCUUUUACUAAUUCCGUACCGUCAGCCUCAUUGCGGCCCCAACUCGCGACACCGGUCUGGAUCGCCGGGCGAAGCGAAUCACCUCAGCUCGGCAUAAAAAAGUUGGUUAGUGAUAACUAACAUCAAGAUGCCGUCAAUUGGGGACGAUGACGACGAUCGCGAUAUAGCAGGGUCGCAAGAUGGUAGCUCCGACAAUGACAUGGACGAUACAACGGGGGACAUGGAGGACGUCGGCCCGGAGCCAGAUCCCGAAAGUCCCUCCAAUUCUAGCAUUGUUUCUGAUACUCAGACUGUCGCAGCAAGCCAACAGAAUCCCCAAGUCCUUUUAACAUCCGCUUCUCCUACCAACAAUGCCGUCUCCGAUUCAUCUCUUCCACUACGCCCAGUGGUGCGCCCAGAGGCGCUCACUGCUUCCACUUAUGAUAUUGUUCCAACCACCGCUGCCCCACACAGCACUUCGAUUAAUGCGGUCACAGCAACGGCGGACAUGAGAUGGGUAUUUAGUGGGGGUACGGACGGAUACGUGCGAAAAUUCAACUGGGUAGAUUCCAUCAACAGCAAAUUGAUGUUGACGGUUGCGCAAAGGCAUCCGUUUGUGGAUAGCGUUGUAAAGGCGGGCGUUUUAAUGACGUAUUGGGAAAAUAUGGAUGGGACCGCGCUGUCGCCAGUUUACUCUCUUGCCUCUCACAGCCAAGGGCUGUGGCUACUUUCCGGUCUCGAAUCCGGGAGUAUUAGAUUGCAGUCCGUCCGUCACGACGAGGGCAAGGAAAUAGCCCUUCUCCAGCAACAUACCUCAGCAGUUUCAGUACUAUCCCUCACGUCAGAUGAACGGUCACUGAUCUCAGGAAGCUGGGAUAAAAGAAUACAUGACUGGGACUUAAAUGUUGGGCAACCAAGGCGAACUUUCGGGGCGAGUGCAGGACAGAUAUCCUCCAUUGAAAUACGCCCGGAAUCUAAUGUACCUGUACCACAAGAGAGUGGGGAGCCUCCUCUGACGAACGGAACAUACUCAUCUAAUACCCAAGCCAAUGACACUUCCAGUUUUGCCUACCAAAGUGGGGCAAUUGCAGCGCGGCAAGCCGAAGGUGCUAAUACGAACCAAGGCGCCGGUUCGCCGGCGGAUUCUCUUUUCGGGACCGAUUCACUUUUUGGAGACGGAGAUGGAGGUGAAACUGAAGCGCCGUCUGGUGGCGCUUUCGCGAUAGACGAAGAUGAUGAGUUUUCCCAGGCUCUUGCGAACGGUGUUCAGCAACCCGAAGAUGAUAAGCAUGGAAUGGAUAUACCUACUACUCAGCCAAACGGUGUCUCAGGUAGUCAACAUACAGAUGACAUGGGGUCGGAAAAGGAAGAUCAAACGGGCCCAUCUUCAGCCACUGCAGUUGAGACUUUGCCGAAUGGUGUAUCUUCUGAAACCCUGGGGGGUUCUCACGCCGAUGAUUUGGAACGUGCGCCAGCAAGCCAAGAUAAAACCGAAGCUUCUUCAGAUGAAACCUCAGACAUAACAUCAGACACUACAUUUUUCUCUGCGUCGAUUGACGGCACAAUACGAGUCUGGGACAGACGACAACCAAACCCGAUUGCCAAGAUCGUUUCUCGAAACGCUCCCCCGUGGUGCAUGAAUGCAUGUUGGUCGCCAGAUGGGAACUAUAUCUAUGCCGGACGGCGCAACGGUACCGUAGAAGAAUUCAGCCUGCAUAAAGGCCUCCGCAGUGCCGAACGGACGUUUAAAUUCCCCCAGGGAAGCGGCCCAGUUUCUGCCGUCAAAGCAAUGCCAAACGGUAGACAUCUAAUCUGUGCUUCGUACGAUAUUCUUCGCCUGUAUGAUCUCAAAAGCGAUCAGUCUUCGAGCCGUUCAAGUGUGCCCUUCCUCAUUGUUCCGGGGCAUCGCACCGGAGUUGUUUCGCAGCUGUACAUGGAUGCGGCAUGUCGGUAUAUGAUAUCCACCGGCGGUAACCGGGGCUGGGAAGGAGCCAAUACGGAAGUUCUGCUUGGGUAUGAGAUAGGAGUCCUCUAAUCAUAUUAAUCUCUAUUCCUUGGAUAUUUCUAGAAGGCUCCAGAAACCCCCUACGCAUCUUUCAACGCUAUACAUCACCUGGCAUUUCAUUUCUGAAGCGUUUUAUUAUACCGCCCCAAUUCCUAUAUGCUGUACGUCUAAGCGGGCUUUUCGCUGUGCUUUUUUCAUACCUAUUAUUAUACCCCCUUUUCUUUUAUUUCUAUCCUGUCGGGAAUCAAUCAUUUUGGAAUGGCCUCUCAUUGUUUCAUGUGGCGGGAUUUUGAAAAGCCCUAGCUUUUAGCUGUGAGCGAACAACGUCAGUGCUACCAUCGCUGUACAUUGCCCAACGAGAGCUUCCCACCUUUCAAUGGCUUUUGUUUUAUGACAUGUUGGCGGGGUUGGUGUGGGAAUGACUUAUGGAACUGGCGCUGGGAUAUUGGGCAGCUCUUCCUUGGAAUGUUUGGAGGGAGUGUUAAUCAACAAGUGGCAGGGGAUUCGAAUCUAUCAACAGGUUUUGUUAAGCCGAAAAUAAUAUGCCACGCUGAUGUAAUUGAUGUAUUCAUAGUUUUGUCUUUCAAUUAGAACUCAUACAACAGAGCGUAACAGAGCGUUUCAGCCGAAGAGCCCAAUUGAUUGCGUUUCAGUGACGAACAAAUGUAGAAUAAACUGCGCCUGGAAAAUUUUAACUUGCAGUCUAAAAAGGUCAGGUUUCAAGGGGAAUCAUACCCAACAACGUAUAUCAUACAGUAAUGUCCAAGUAAAGGUGAAUUCAGAUAC